UCUCCACAAUAAGUCUUAAUUCUAUCCAAAACUCGGAUUUUGCAGAGAGGAACUCAGGAUGUACUGUCGCGGCCUCUGCGCCCCGCUUCUAUCUCUCAUCCCGACCGCCGCCGGGACUCCUCGCUUCUUCCCCUGCAAUCUCUGCUUCUCUCUCUCCUCCGCCUCCCUCCGCCUCUAUCGCCCCCGCCGUCCUCGACACUUCACUAUCAUCCGCUGCGUGCCCCCGCCUCCCGCCGGUGAAUUUUACGGCGAAGCUGACUCCCUGGACGAGGAUCAAGACAUUUCUGACGACGAUGAUGGCGAGGAGGAGGAGGACUACGAAACUUCUACUCUCGACGUGGAAGCGCUCGAGGAAGAAGCACGAUUCGCCGUUCGAGAGUAUUCCCAAUCUCUAUCCCGUGAUUUGAGAAUUGACGAUGAAGAACAUAAUCAAAAGGAAACUAGCGGAAGGCAGAAGAGGCGUAAGAGUACUACUAGAAAUAUCCCUCAUAAUCUUCUUCCGAAGGUUGCCAUUGUUGGAAGGCCAAAUGUUGGUAAAUCAGCACUAUUUAAUCGGCUUGUUGGGGGUAACAAAGCAAUUGUAGUGGAUGAACCCGGGGUCACCAGGGAUCGCUUGUAUGGUCGAUCCUUUUGGGGGGACUAUGAAUUUAUGGUAGCAGAUACUGGAGGUGUUCUCACAAUCUCCAAGUCCCAGGCUGACGUUAUGGAAGAAUUAGCUAUCUCAACAACCAUAGGUAUGGAGGGGAUUUCACUUGCCACCAGAGAGGCAGCUGUUUCUAGGAUGCCUUCAAUGGUUGAGAGACAGGCUACUGUAGCAGUGGAAGAAUCAUCAGUCGUUAUAUUUCUUGUUGAUGGCCAGGCAGGUCUUACAGCAGCUGAUGUGGAAAUAGCAGACUGGCUUCGGAAGAACUACUCACACAAGUAUAUCAUUCUUGCUGUGAAUAAGUGUGAAUCUCCACGUAAAGGAAUCAUGCAAGCAUCGGAAUUCUGGUCCUUGGGCUUUCAGCCUCUUCCUAUAUCGGCUCUUUCCGGAACUGGAACAGGAGAGCUUCUUGAUCUUGUUUGUUCAGGACUGAGAAAAAUAGAGUCACAGGACUCAGAGAAUAUGGAUGAUGAAAAUUAUGUUCCUGCUAUUGCAAUAGUUGGCCGACCAAAUGUUGGUAAAAGUAGCAUUUUGAAUGCAUUAGUUGGAGAUGACAGGGCAAUUGUCAGUCCUGUCAGUGGUACUACUCGUGAUGCUAUUGAUACUGAAAUUACUGGACCAGAUGGACAGAAAUUCCAGCUUAUUGAUACUGCUGGAAUAAGAAAAAGAGCCUCAGUAGCUUCAUCGGGCAGCACAACCGAGGCUUUAUCUGUUAAUCGGGCUUUUCGUGCCAUUCGUCGUUCUGAUGUUGUCGCACUUGUCAUCGAGGCCAUGGCCUGUAUCACAGAGCAGGAUUGGAGGAUUGCUGAAAGGAUAGAAAGAGAAGGAAAGGGUUGCCUGAUUGUAGUAAACAAAUGGGACACAAUACCAAAUAAAAACCAGCAAACUGCAAUGUAUUAUGAGCAAGAUGUUCGAGAGAAGCUACGCCUUCUUGGAUGGGCACCUAUUGUUUACUCAACUGCAAUAGCUGGGCAUAAUGUUGAGAAGAUCCUUGUUGCUGCGAGUAUUGUUGAAAAAGAGAGAUCAAGAAGGCUAAGCACUUCAAUAUUAAAUCAAGUGGUACAUGAGGCUGUAGCUUUUAAGUCUCCUCCAAGGACCCGAGGUGGCAAGAGGGGCCGUAUUUAUUACUGCACUCAGGCUGCUAUUAGGCCACCCACGUUUGUUUUCUUUGUGAAUGAUGCAAAACUUUUCCCAGAGACAUAUAGACGUUUCAUGGAAAAGCAACUACGGUCAGAUGCAGGAUUUUCUGGGACACCUAUUCGUCUCUUGUGGCGCAGCAGAAGAAAAAUGACAAAAGGAAGGGAUUCAGCAAGGAGAGAAGAAAAUUUCACACCACAGCACAAAAAGUUGGUCAUAGCUACGUGAACUGGUAAACUGGUUCCAUCAUCCGAGGAUCAGCUGGGAUAUCUUCUAUACUCUAUAAAUUGUUUGUGAAGGUUUCUGUAGACAAAACAAAUUCAUGAUGGAACUUUGAUUACUACUCCUGAGGUUAAGAAUGUGGGCUGCUCCAUGGCAUUGAAUCCAUUCUGCUUUCCCUGAUUACGAUUGGUGUAAGCUCUGAGCAAAGCGAGACACCAGAAAGAGUGCGAUUACAGUGAUCAUGAUAUCGAUGUGAUGACUAUUAUGGCCGUAAUUAAACCUAUGAAGCUUGCCCUAUGGGGAUUCUGCUAAAAUUCCGAGUCAUUUUGCAGUUUGUAUUGUAAUUAUGUAGAGAAGUUAAUUAGUGGGGCAAUCCCUUUGUCAGCUUAUGUCCUUUGUGUAGGCAGGAGAAGGAAGCAAACUUGCAAUGUUUUUGCAGCAUCUUAUAUAUUCUGUAGCAUAGGAAUGGUUAAUCAUGUGUAAAAACUCACUUUCUAAUCUAUCCAUAGUUCUCUGAUUUGGUAAAUUUACCAUUGGUAGAACUUUUUCUUUGGCAUGGAGCA
Diospyros lotus (date-plum) is the source of this 2565-nucleotide messenger RNA. RefSeq lists its product as uncharacterized. The transcript has 12 exons. NCBI's taxonomy places the organism in Eukaryota, Viridiplantae, Streptophyta, Magnoliopsida, Ericales, Ebenaceae. Gene Ontology annotation, molecular function: GTP binding. The record is from RefSeq and is a predicted model, not a curated record. Gene Ontology annotation, cellular component: chloroplast. Bases 59 to 2008 code for a protein of 649 amino acids.